UGGAUUCAUCAUCUGAAUACAGGUCUACCUGCAGAAAUAAAAAAAGGUGACAUGAAGCUGGGUUUGCUGGCGCUGCUGGUUCUGGCAGCACUGCUGCCCAACCUUUCUGACAGUCGCAUUGUCUCCAAAUGCGAGCUGAAGGACAAACUUGCAGAGGCAAUCAACAAGACCAGAGGACCAGAACAAGUUACAGAAGAAAUUCUGGCAGAAAUUAUCUGUGAGGUCAACAGGAGAUCUAAUUUGAACACCAGCCUGGUAAAGACGGAGGGCUUUCGCCAUCCUCUGACUUCAAAUGUCACAUCUGGCAGCAGACACAAGAGAGAAGCCUCUUCCAGAGGAAGGCACCACUCAGAGGAGACAGAUAGUUAUGAGGAAAACAUGAUUCAGGAAAGAAACAUGGAGAAACACAAUGAGCACAAGAGCGAUGAAGAUAGCUUUGAGAUCAGUGAGGAAGAUGAAGAGGUCUCAAACUCAACUUCAGUACUGGGCAACCGAAGAAAGCGGGGAGCUCAUGAAAGGAGAAGGAACUACUCAAGGGGAAAGGGCAAGGACAACUCUCAUGAGAAAAAGAAGAAGCAUGAUAGCAGCGAAAGUAAGGACAUGAGCAAUGAAGACAGCCAUGAGACAACUGAAGAAGUGCCCUCAAAUUCAACUGCAGCUCCUGGAAACAACAGACAAAAGCGUGGAGCCCAUAACAAUAGAAGAGACCCCUCAGGGGAAAGAAGAGAUAAAGGAAAGUCUCAUAAGAAAGAGAAGAAGCAUGAUAGCAGCGAAAGUGAGGACAUGAGCAAUGAAGACAGCCAUGAGACAACUGAAAAAGUGCCCUCAAAUUCAACUGCAGCUCCUGGAAACAACAGACAAAAGCGUGGAGCCCGUGACAAUAGAAGAGACCCCUCAGGGGAAAGAAGUGGCAAAGGAAAGUCUCAUAAGAAAGAGAAGAAGCAUGAUAGCAGCGAAAGUGAGGACAUGAGCAAUGAAGACAGCCAUGAGACAACUGAAAAAGUGCCCUCAAAUUCAACUGCAGCUCCUGGAAACAACAGACAAAAGCGUGGAGCCCGUGACAAUAGAAGAGACCCCUCAGGGGAAAGAAGAGAUAAAGGAAAGUCUCAUAAGAAAGAGAAGAAGCAUGAUAGCAGCGAAAGUGAGGACAUGAGCAAUGAAGACAGCCAUGAGACAACUGAAAAAGUGCCCUCAAAUUCAACUGCAGCUCCUGGAAACAACAGACAAAAGCGUGGAGCCCGUGACAAUAGAAGAGACCCCUCAGGGGAAAGAAGUGGCAAAGGAAAGUCUCAUAAGAAAGAGAAGAAGCAUGAUAGCAGCGAAAGUGAGGACAUGAGCAAUGAAGACAGCCAUGAGACAACUGAAAAAGUGCCCUCAAAUUCAACUGCAGCUCCUGGAAACAACAGACAAAAGCGUGGAGCCCGUGACAAUAGAAGAGACCCCUCAGGGGAAAGAAGAGAUAAAGGAAAGUCUCAUAAGAAAGAGAAGAAGCAUGAUAGCAGCGAAAGUGAGGACAUGAGCAAUGAAGACAGCCAUGAGACAACUGAAAAAGUGCCCUCAAAUUCAACUGCAGCUCCUGGAAACAACAGACAAAAGCGUGGAGCCCGUGACAAUAGAAGAGACCCCUCAGGGGAAAGAAGAGGAAAGGGCAAAGGAAAGUCUCAUGAGAGAAAGAGGGGACAUGACAGCAGUGAAAGUGAGGACAUGAGCAAUGAAGACAGCCAUGAGACAACUGAAAUAGUGCCCUCAAAUUCAACUGCAGCUCCUGGAAACAACAGACGGAAGCGUGGAGCCCAUGACAAUAGAAGAGACCCCUCAGGGGAAAGAAAAGGAAAGGGCAAAGAAAAGUCUCCUAAGACAACUGCAGCCUCUGCCUCUUAUGGUAUCUUCCAGCUGAGUGAUGGCUAUUUCUGUGAUUCCGGUAACAAUUUGUCCAGAAAUCUCUGCCAGAAAUCCUGCACAGACUUCACCAAUGAUGACAUAACGGAUGACAUUGAGUGUUUCUUGAAGGCAUUCUUUGAUGGGUAUCUUCGGAGGUCCCGUUCUCACCACUGUGACGAUGAAGCAGGAACAUCCCUUCAAGAUUGCUCCUAAGUGUCUCUGAAGGCACAUUUUCUUCCACCAGGUUUACUUCCACUGUGGGUUGUAGAUCACUGAAUUGAAGCAUUGUUUUCUUGUUUUUGUUGACUAUAACAGCAAUACCUUUUCAUCAAUCCUUUUCUUAAAGAUAACAAAAAAGGUUUUGUUAGAUUUAGGGCUUACUGUAGAUGUUUUUAAACCUAGUGAUUUAAAUAACUUCUGAUUUAUAGCAGUCUCUGUAAUAAAGGUGAAAAAGUGUAACUAUCUAUCUGACUAUCUAUAAACAGUUCUUAUAAUAUCUAUCAUCUAUUUGGUGACUGAUAACGUUUUAGAUACACCAAUAGGACCUGGUGAUAUUCAUCCAAAGUGUAACAUUUUAGGUCUGUAAUAAAAAUGCUAAAAAUUG
Molecule: messenger RNA, 2485 nt
Organism: Xiphophorus maculatus (southern platyfish)
Lineage: Eukaryota; Metazoa; Chordata; Actinopteri; Cyprinodontiformes; Poeciliidae
Product: hepatoma-derived growth factor-related protein 2-like
Exons: 5
Coding region: 52-2094 (680 amino acids)
Source: RefSeq, a predicted model, not a curated record